AUGCUGUCAGAAAUCCAGUUAGUGAAAGAUGAAAUCAGUGAGAACAAGAGUAACAAGACAUCCAUCUGGAAAACUGUCCGACAUUGCUUAAACCCAUGCGGUAAUUCAACCACCGCUUACUCACGCGACUGUACAGAGAUUGCCAACGAAUUCAAUCUGUUCUUUACAUCAGUUGGCGAAGCUGCUGCAAAACAAGCCCAGAAAUUGGCUAUAGACUACGAACUAGAAGCUGUUGCCCCUACCAAUUCUAUCAUUGAGGAAUGCGUGGAUGGCAUUGCCCCGUUUCUGUUCAAUUGCGUUACACAGGAACAAGUAAGAAACAUCAUCAUGAAUAUGCCGACAAACAAGGCUCCGGGGUAUGAUAAAGUUGGUAUGAAAGUUCUCAAGAUGUGUCUCCCUUCCAUCUUACCUGUAAUUACAGACAUGUUUAAUACAUCACUUUCAACUGCAUGUUUCCCGAAGGACUGGAAACAUGCUGAGGUAGUGGCGCAUCUAAAAGAGGGGGACCAUGAAGUAGCCGGUAAUAAUCGUCCCAUCUCUCUACUACCAGUAAUGUCAAAGGUUUUGGAAAGACUAGCACAUGACCAAUUUGUUGAUUAUCUAACAACCAACAACAUGCUCUCUGAUCACCAGAGUGGAAAUAAGAAAUGCCAUUCAACGGAAACGUUGGGAAUCCUGUUCACUAGUCAUCUUUACAGGGCUAUCGACGAGAAAAAGGUGACAGCCGUUCUUAUGUUGGACUUGAGCAAAGCGUUUGAUAGCAUUGACCAUCGGAGAUUGCUAGAUAAACUACGAAAGUUCAAUAUUCCUGAUCUAACCUUGGCAUGGUUUCAAAGCUACUUAACUGACAGAACACAAUGCGUACGUAUUCAAAACUCUCUUUCGGAUUCUUUACCAAUCAAACAUGGAGUUCCACAGGGGUCUAUCCUGGGACCCCUGUUGUUUAAUCUCUACAUAAACGACUUACCAUCAGUCUGCCAGACUUGUAACGUUGAAUCUUAUGUAGAUGAUUCAAAACUUUAUAUCUCAUUUUCGAAUAAGGAUGUAAAUGGAGGCCUUGAUAACCUUAGACACGAUUUGAAUCGAGUUGCUUCAUGGUGCUGUGAGAAUCAUCUUCUUAUAAAUCCUGGUAAGACAGAGUUCUGUGUGUUUGGCUCUAAUAGAAUGCUAGCGAAGACAAUUAUCCCGCCGAUAACGUUUCUAGGGAAGGAAUUACCUGUCGUUGAUUCGGUGAAGGACCUCGGAAUGAUAAUAGACAAACAUUUAUCAUUUAACGAUCACACAGACGCUUUAACAAGCGAUCUUAUGGGCAA
This is a messenger RNA of Paramuricea clavata, 1313 nucleotides long. Lineage: Eukaryota; Metazoa; Cnidaria; Anthozoa; Malacalcyonacea; Plexauridae. The record is from the annotation of a GenBank genome assembly.